AUGACACGAAUUAGCAUCAAUUUGUUGCCAAAAGUAAAAGUUUUCCCUGGGGACAGCAAAUAUGAGACGACGUUACAAGAAAGCUCUUGGCCUGUUUGGAACGAAGAUUUUAAGUUCCAGCUGAAACCAAAAGACGCGAAAAAGCCAAAUGAGAAAAUCGAUCUUCAAAGUCAGCUAGCUGGCCACUUUUUGUCAUUGACAAUUUAUGCUUUAUUGGAGGCGCCAAAACCAGAUAUAGAUAAGAGAAAAAGCGCCAAAACUCUAGAUGCUAAGACAACUAUGAAAUUGAUGACCGAUGACGAACCAAAGACAAAAUCUGGACUAUUGGAAAAAACAUUCAGUAGUUUUAAAUCUACUAAAGCUGAGAGUAUAGCACAAAAAUCUAUUCUAGAGAAACGAAGGACCGUUGGUGCGGCGACUUGGAAUUUUGAUUCGAAACUAUUCCAGAAUGAUUUAAAAAAUGGUUUAAUCGGUACACCUGAUAUUUGGCGACCAAUUAAUGCUAUUACAAGUGGACUUAAUACAAUUGAUACAAGACGCGAAAAUAAAAAAGGACAAUUGGAAGUGACCUUGUUAUACACGGGCAGUGAAGAUGGCUUAAACGAUACCGUGCAACUCACUGUGAAUAGGCUUCGAUGUAGCGUGCAGACGAUGCAAGAACAGGAACAAUAUAAAGCGCCCCUCUAUUUGAAGGCGACAAUAUUGGAAGCGAAUAAAGCAGAGUGCUACUGGAAAAGCGAUAGAUUCGCUCCAACAAUAUCGGCCAGAUGGGAUCCCAAGUCUGCAACUGUGAAGCUAUCAGUGUUCAAAGCGAACUUGAACAAAGUUAGCAUUUACAUUAGUCUCGGUUGUAAAACUAAAAUGGCGAAAAAAGAAAUCCUAGGUAAGGCCAACAUUGACGAAAAGUCCGCAUAUGCUGACAGUUGGAGAGAAAUUUUGAGGCAGCCGGGAGUGCCCAAAACUUUUUGGGUUAAUUUCGAGUAAUUAAUGUGGUUUCAUUAUACGCUUGACAAUUUUUUCAUGAACAAAUAAAAUGUGUAAUCAAAUAUAUGUUAUUUAGUGUUUUUUGAAUGUAUGUAUGACUUAUUUGUUAGCGUUCAUUGUUCUGUGUUGUUAUUAUCUCAUGACACAAAGCGGUGGGUCGUUAUAAGAUGGCGUUUCGUGUGUGUGCUUGUUCCCGAACGCAUAUACCGAUUUUUUUAUGUUGAAUUAGUCGUUUUUGUUGAAAAUCGGUCAAGUGUGGUUCGAUCUUCGUCAAUAUCAAUCAAAUUAAAGGGAUUGAUAAGAUGACAGCUUCAAAUGGGUUUGGGAUUUUCCAACAUUUUUAAUUCAAUUUACUUGUUGGUGCUCUAGCUCCCCGUAACUUAUUUUAUUUAUUGAAAUUAAUGAAAUCUUAACGCAACAUUUUCAUUAAAAAUAAACACUUUCAUAGUAAUAUUUAUUUUUUAUAGUAACAUUUUAAAGUGUGGCAAGCUCCAUAACACGAAGAAAAACUAUGUAUGCUCAUAAAAUAAAUAUAAUAUAGGAGUGUAUUUAAAAAUGUAUACAGGGUCACAUUCUAUGAAGACACAACUAUAUGCUGCCAAUAUUACAGCACACGUGAAUAACUUGUAUAUUGAUCUGAAUACGCAAUUCAUUUCAACAUCGUAUUAGAUCUGAACUUUAAAGGGUUAGUUAUUUUAAGAAGAAAUGUUGAUCUUUGUACGAAAGGAACUUCUGUGAAAAUUUCAGAAAGGAAUAUUUAUUUUUAAAAACGAAUUUCUGUAAAACAUCAAACAGGCCUUCUCUUACUUUUUAAUUUGCAGUCGCCAAAUUCGUUAUUUAUAUAGCCAUUACCACAGUUUUGAUGAUUAAAACGACAAUGUGUAUAAACAUUUAUUAAUUCUAACAUAACAUUUCCAAAUUAAUCAAUCUCGUGUACUGAAUUUGGCUACAAAUGAAUAUGAUUUAUCGUGUAUGUAAUUAUAUGCAAACUUUUAUAACAUAAUAUAAAUACUAUCUUUAAUAUUACUCCUAUCAAUAUCAUCGUUUUUCACCCGUCGGUUUUUCAUAAGUCCCUCACAAGAAUCGACUUCUUUUUACCGACAAUUACGUAAAUCGAGCACGUAAUAUUUUAAUGAAAAUGUUAAAGUAUUAAUAUAGUAUAUUAUCCGUCCAUUGAAGAACUGGAGUUCGCAUUAAUUAAUUAAUGUCGGCGUAAUAUGAGCGUGAGGAAAGCUUUAAUGUAUCGAGUGCCUUAUUCAGAUGUAUGUAAAUAAUAAUAAAUAUUUGUAAUUGAAUUUCCUGUUUUCAACGCAACGUUACAUGGUCUAUUUUGUAUCAGUGUGAAUGAUUAAUUAUUAACCGAUAAAUAACGUGAAUUAUAUUUUUCCUGCACACUAAAACUUUUAAUGGUAAGCAAGAAAUUUACAGUAUGUAAUAUGUACCAAAUGUAAAAAUAAUAUUCAUAGCUGUGCUACGGUUACUGCAUAGUUUUUCAGAUCGUAGUAUUGUUAUUAAGGUCUUUAAUAAAUGAUAUAAAUUG
This is a messenger RNA of Zerene cesonia (dogface butterfly), 2524 nucleotides long. RefSeq lists its product as uncharacterized. The transcript has 4 exons. Bases 1 to 984 code for a protein of 327 amino acids. Lineage: Eukaryota; Metazoa; Arthropoda; Insecta; Lepidoptera; Pieridae. The record is from RefSeq and is a predicted model, not a curated record.